Messenger RNA from Cyprinus carpio (common carp), 2630 nucleotides. Its product is annotated as phospholipid phosphatase 2. NCBI's taxonomy places the organism in Eukaryota, Metazoa, Chordata, Actinopteri, Cypriniformes, Cyprinidae. Gene Ontology annotation, molecular function: phosphatidate phosphatase activity. The record is from RefSeq and is a predicted model, not a curated record. Gene Ontology annotation, biological process: phospholipid metabolic process; phospholipid dephosphorylation; signal transduction.
CUUCAAACUGUUCGUGGUUCAGUCUUCAGUCUUUAAGCGUCUCGUUCACUCGCGUCCGUGAAAUUACGCAGCGCGAGUGCGGACGCGUUACAUCACCAGCGCACCUUAACACAGGUGACACAGGACACCCGGAAGAACACGCGCAUCGACUAUCACACGAGUCUCUUGAGUUUCAAUCAAGCCCAGAAGAGCAGAGCAGAUCACAAUCAUGUCAGAGCUGAAGAAGAACAAGUUGUUUAUUGUGCUGAUGGAUGUCGUGUGUGUGCUCGUGGUGGGGAUGCCAUUCAUCAUAAUGACCAUCAUGUUCCAGCCGUACCAUCGUGGUGUUUACUGUGAUGACGAGACCAUCCGUUACCCCUACAGACCAGACACCAUCUCUCACAAAAUGAUGGCAGCCGUUACCAUUUCCUGCUCCAUCAUUAUCAUCACUUCUGGAGAGGCCUACCUGGUCUACACCAAACGUCUCUACUCCAAUUCUAACUUUAACCAGUACGCUGCGGCGCUUUAUAAAGUGGUGGGGACGUUUCUGUUCGGCGCGUGUGUGAGCCAGUCUCUGACCGAUAUGGCCAAGUAUACCAUCGGACGCUUGAGGCCCAACUUUAUCGCGGUGUGCGCUCCAGAAGUGUGCAAGGGCUACAUGCUGGAGAUCAACUGCACGGGAAGCGUUCACAACGUGACCGAAUCCAGGCUGUCGUUCUACUCCGGUCACUCCUCCUUCGGGAUGUACUGCAUGUUGUUUCUGGCGCUGUAUGUCCAGGCACGUAUGGCAUCCAAGUGGGCCCGCCUCCUCCGGCCCACAAUUCAGUUCUUCCUGGUGGCCUUUGCCAUUUAUGUGGGAUACACGCGUGUGUCUGACUACAAGCACCACUGGAGCGACGUGGUGGUGGGUCUCCUGCAAGGGGCGCUGGUCGCAGUCCUCACGGUGCGAUACGUCUCUGACUUCUUCAAAGAGCGCCCCCCUCGCUGUCCGGAUGUUGAAAAUGCUGAAAACGAAGACAGUGAACGCAAGCCCAGCCUUCAGAUCGCAGACACGGACAGAAACCAUUACACCAACAGCAGGCCUGUAUGAGCCUGACCUUUGACCUGUGACAGCACUGGAUGCUGCAGCACGUCUCAUACAGACAGACACACACUGUACACUGGCACUGACUGCGCUCUCUUCCACAGGACAACACUCCCAUUUCACACAAUGAGAGAGCGCGAGUGAAUGCAUGAACUAACACUGAAUAUUAGAUUUUAUACUUCUCUACAGACCGUUUAUACCCAGUCUUGUCCUAUGCACACUCAUAUACGCCAAGUGCACAGAUCGCCUGACAUCUAAUGAACCGUGAGGGACUUUAUUGAUUCAGCACAAAGAUGAACUUCUCCAAGGGGAACUGGUCGUUUCCAUGACAACCUCAAAACCACCGGUUGACAUUUACUGACUCGCCAUAGUUCUGCUGUUGGAAGCGAAAGAAAGUGAACUAUUCUAAGCCUUUAGAAGACAAGAAUUAAUGUUGCCCUGAGUAAGAAAUCCAGGAAGAGAAGUCUGAACAUGGAACAGGUGCCAAGAAAGGUCUUUCUCACAUUGUCAAUUAGACAUUUUGUACGGUUUUAUACAAUAUAUGUAAAUAUAUAUAUAAACUGGAUUAUAGUGACUAUUAUUACUUUUUCUAAACUUAACAUUUUGGUGAACUAGGCUAGUUAUUAUAUCUGCACACUAGAAGAAAUUCUGCAUAACAUCAAUAAUUUUUAUAAAAUAAUACUUUUUAUGUUUAAUUUGCUAAAGACUACCAUGACAACUCAUGAUUUUAAUCUAGAUUUGUUGCGUCGCUCGCUCACACAACUGUUUAAUGAAAACCACUAGCUAACCGAGGCACAUAUAUAUAUCGAUGUAUUUCAUGAAAAAUUAGUCUUACUAACCAUCCUAUCCAGCAAUAAGGAUUAGGAAAUAUUAACUAUCAGAUGUAAAAUGUUAAACAGCUGUUUAUCUCUGAAUAUUAUCACCGCGUCCAAACCAAGUGAACGAAUGCUGCUUGGAAAGUUAAAAUCACAGCCAAUCAAAAAGCUGUAUGCUGAUUCUGAACCAAUGAUGAUUCACUAAGGGGCGGAGCUACAUAACAUGACAAAAAACUUAGAUUCAAAAAUGGAUUUGCAGAAUGUUGUACUGAAUGUUUCCACAGCAUCAUGAUUGUUUAGUUUUAUGUGCCUAUUUCCAGUGAAAAACGCCUGUUAAGAUCACCAGCGACUUUCUUUUCUUCACGUCAUGCCUUUCCAUAUAAUGAAAUGUCUAUUUAAAUAUGUUUUAAACGUAAGGUGCAUUUAAACAUUGGUUUAGUAGCUUUCGCUCACAUAUUCAAAUAUUAAUAAUAAUAAAUUGGUAUACAAGUACAAAUACGUGUACUUUGCCAGUAGAAAAAGUAUUUGGGCAUGCUAUAUUGUCUUAAAAUCCUCCAUCCUCAUUUGUCGUACAAUUUGCGCUAGAAUUAUCUGAAUGAAUUACCCUAAAAUAAUCUUUAGGUUUAGACACUUAAAGGGAUACUCCAUCCCAAAAUAAAAAUUUUAUCAUUAUUCACUUACCCCCAUGUCGUUCCAAACCAGUAAAAGCGUUGUUCGUCUUCGGAACACAAUUUAAGAUAUUUUGGAUGAAA